UCGAGUUUUGCUGCAUUAAAGUGUUCAGCAUUUGCCAGAAUCAGUGCUGGGCUUCUCUUCUCGCUUGUGCCCCUGUAGCGGUGCAUCAAGGAGGGCCCUACUCCAGCUGCUAUGUGCUUGUGGACCACUGUUCAAGAAGACUGCACCACCUUAUUGACGUCAUGACGUCUGGAGAGCUUUAGUACAUGCUGGGAGUAGUCCACUGGCAGUGCCGCCUGCUGAGCUGAUUUCCAGCUCCCACCACUAGAAAUAGAGGGAAACAUUUCGUUGAACGAUCACUUCAUUUAAACAGCAAUCAAAAUUUCUGCAGCCAGAUUGGUUUAAGCUUACCAACACAAGAACAGAAACCCUGGUCACUUGCGGCUGGUCGCCAUGUGGUUCCUGGCGUUCUUUGCGCACCGACACCUAGACUUCCGGAUAGCAGAAGUUGAGUCCCUGGUGAAACUUUGUGGCGUUGAAGGCCAGUUGCAAUGGAAGAAGCCAGAGGGCGACCACGAGCACUCGCCCUUCUACUACUUUGAUUUGCCUUCUGAGGAGGUGGCCAAGAAAGUGGCGGGGCGGUCAAUACUGCUGAAAGGCUUGUAUGAGGUUUGGGGGUCGGGGCACACAGUAGAAGAGGUCGAAGCCGGCAUUCGAGCAUAUCCGGAGGAGCGGAAGGCGCCGUUUCUGGGGGAGGACGUCAGCUUCAAAGUGGUCGUCGACGGGUUUGGGAAGGCGUUCACGAUGGAGGAGCAACUGCAGAAGAUGGAGCGCUUUGCGUUCAUCCCCUGGAAAGGCCCCGUCCGCAUGAAGGACCCGGACGUCCGCUUCUGGAUCAUCGACAGCCUGGGGGGCUACGACCCGCUAGGUUUACCCCCCCUCCAGGACCGCAUCAUCUUUUUCGGACGGGAGAUUGGCGCUUCCGAACGGGGCGUGCUCGGCAAAUACGACCUCAAGAAGCGGAGGUACAUCGGUCCGACGUCGAUGGAUGCGGAGAUUUCGUUUCUCAUGGCUAACCAGGGCCUGGCUCGGCCGGGGAGUCUCGUCUUCGACCCCUUUUGCGGCACGGGCAGCUGUCUGAUCCCCGCGGCGCAUUUUGGAGCGCUCACGCUUGGGGCGGACAUCGACAUCCGGGUGGUCAAGUACGGCAAGCGGGGGCACACCAUCUGGAGCAACUUCGAGCAGUACGGGCUGACCGCGCCCGUCGCGAUCUUGCGCGCAGACAACCACCAGCAGCCGUGGCGAAACGACAUCCGGGAAACGUUCCACGCAAUCGUUUGCGACCCGCCGUACGGCGUCCGUGCGGGGGGCCGCAAAUCCGGCGGGAAGAAGCUCCUCUCCGGAAAGGCGGAACCUUACGUCUUGACGGAACAGCAGAAAGACGGCCACAUCCCUUCCACCGCCCCCUACACGCUCGCCGAGUGCUUACACGACUUGCUAGACCUUGCCGCGCGAACGCUAGUCAUCGGCGGUCGGUUAGUCUUUUUCGUGCCGUGUUCGGUUCCCGACUACGACCCAAAACAGUUACCAACGCACCCGAUUCUUAGGUUAGUGGCGAACAGCGAACAGUUGCUAACCCGAAAGUUUAGUCGCCGGCUGCUGACGAUGCAAAAGACGGGGCCGUAUACGGACGAGUUGGCCGCGGCGGCCGCGGAAACCAGCCGGGAAUUUAGGGAGCGCCACGUGGAGAUCGUCGAGCAGAGCCGGAACGAGGAGAUCAAGGCGCUUUUAUGUUCGUCGAAGCGAGGGGAAGAAGACGGGAACGAAGUUGAGGUCGCGAACGGGGAUGACGGGGAGGAUGGAGACGUGCCGGUUACGGAAGGCGGGGUGAGGGACGAACUGAGGACGUAUAGGGCGAAGUGGUGCUAAGACACGUGGCCCAUGUGUAUGUGGCUCUGGAUCCCUCUGUCCUCUUUAAAAGGGAGGCCGGUUCUGCUCGC
Messenger RNA from Klebsormidium nitens, 1919 nucleotides. Lineage: Eukaryota; Viridiplantae; Streptophyta; Klebsormidiophyceae; Klebsormidiales; Klebsormidiaceae. The record is from the annotation of a GenBank genome assembly.